Molecule: messenger RNA, 864 nt
Organism: Ramularia collo-cygni
Lineage: Eukaryota; Fungi; Ascomycota; Dothideomycetes; Mycosphaerellales; Mycosphaerellaceae
Exons: 1
Coding region: 1-864 (287 amino acids)
Source: RefSeq, a predicted model, not a curated record
AUGUCAUCACUUCGCAGUGUCGAUUCCAAGGCUCAGGGAACAGAGAAUCUCGCCAUCAACAACACUUUCGUUCGCCGGAUAUUGACCAUAGUUGCCCUAAAGACUCUGGGCCGGUUUCACAACUCCGACGGCCCAUGUACUCCUAUUUCAAAACACAUCAUCAUCAAAACAGGUCACCGAGUGCGCUUGACAGAAGCGUCGACUAUGAAGUUCGUUGCUGAACACACAUCACUCCCAGUUCCCAAGGUCUAUUGCUAUUUCGUGCACAAAGACCGUGCAUACAUCGUAAUGGAGAGAAUACGUGGCGAGGAGAUACCAACAGCAUGGAAAGGUCUCCCGGAAGUAGCCCGUCGAAAGAUCUAUUCGGAAUUGAAAGCUAUGCUUCAGGAGUUGAGAGCGCURAAACCAUCUUCGGAUACAGGAGUCGAGAGUUGCGUUGGGGGUAGCCUGUAUGACUCCCGUAUAACGCGCUGUCCACGUUUCGGUCCAUUCAAGACUAUCCAGGAUUUCCACUUCUGGCUUCGGGAUGAGCUGCGUCCAUCAGAGGCUCAAAACAACCGGAAGGAUGACGAUUGGCUGGACAUCGAAAAGAUGGCCGAAAUGCAGAACGCACCAUGGCCACCCCCGGUUUUCACCCAUGCGGACCUCAACCCAUUCAACAUCCUCGUUCGAGGUGACAAAGUCGUUGGUAUAAUUGACUGGGAGUUUUCUGGCUGGUACCCUUUCUAUUGGGAGUAUACCUCUGCCUGGCUUGGAAACAUUACGAGGACAGGCUGGCAAGAUGUGCUAGAUCAGUUUCUGGAGCCAUGUCCUGCGGAACUGGCAAUGGAAACGACCAGACACAGAUGGUGGGGAGAAAUAUGA